This is a messenger RNA of Salvelinus fontinalis (brook trout), 4624 nucleotides long. Its product is annotated as heparan sulfate glucosamine 3-O-sulfotransferase 3B1-like. Gene Ontology annotation, molecular function: [heparan sulfate]-glucosamine 3-sulfotransferase activity. The record is from RefSeq and is a predicted model, not a curated record. The transcript is spliced from 2 exons. NCBI's taxonomy places the organism in Eukaryota, Metazoa, Chordata, Actinopteri, Salmoniformes, Salmonidae. Bases 309 to 1517 code for a protein of 402 amino acids.
ACAGUUUGAAGAAAGGUUUGGCGACGGGGGUGCUUGUGGAGAGAGACGGCUGGGGCUUGGAGUAGCACCACUGAAGUGCACCAGUCGUUCCUAUCAAUUUCCGAAUUAUUUCCCGUGGCUCUGGUGAAUAACAAUUAUAGCAUGCAAAGACUUUGCACUCGUGGAUACAUCAUCCGUUUUAGAUUAUUUGCUUGGUUUGUUAUUUUUUUUUCAUUUUAGGUGAAUGGCGAGGAUACUUGAGGUACAAUCGAGAGUGAGUGGUUUUGGCAAUAUGUGUUGCUGCAAUAUGGUAUGCAACCUAAAGGCUUAUGGAAUAUAGCCAGAUUUCUCACAAUCUGUAUGCGUUCUCAUUCAGCCCGGUUAAAAAUAAAUUAUUUUUGCUCGGCAUCAUGUUUUUACUCUGGGUAUAUAUGCUUUACUCCUGCGUGGGCUACUGUGCCCCCAUGCCAAGUUUGGUUGUGGACAAUAACCGGGGAAAGGAGACUGGCACGGGGUCCGUGGUCGGUAAAAGGACCGAGAAUAACGCCAGAGCGGACCUCGUGUCCAGACUACUCCCUAGACUCCCACCCUGGGUGGAUAUAGAAUCCGAUUACGACGAACCAUCCGUCCGGACCUCCUCCAGAGACCUGCUCAAUAAAGAGAUAGACGCGUACAGAGGAGUUGAGGACUGGGGUGAGAUGAGGGGUGAGGGGCAGAGAGCUCCUGAACCCGGUGCGAUGUCAAGUUUCUCCAACGACUUGGGGAGCAAGAAACUGCCGCAGGCGAUCAUCAUCGGGGUAAAGAAAGGAGGGACGCGGGCGCUGCUCGAGUUUCUCCGCGUGCAUCCAGACAUCAGAGCGGUGGGAGCCGAGCCGCACUUCUUCGACCGCAACUACGAGAACGGACUGGAGUGGUACAGGGAGCUGAUGCCCAAGACCCUGGAGGGCCAGAUCACUAUGGAGAAGACACCCAGCUACUUUGUGACCAGAGAGGCCCCAGCCCAGAUCUCAGUCAUGUCCCGGGACACCAAGCUGAUCGUGGUGGUGAGGGACCCCAUAACCAGGGCCAUCUCUGACUACACACAGACGCUGUCCAAGAACCCAGACAUUCCCACCUUCGAGAGCCUGACCUUCAAAAACAGGACAACGGGGCUCAUCGACACAUCCUGGAGCGCCAUCCAGAUCGGUAUCUAUGCCAAGCACCUGGACAACUGGCUGCAGUACUUCCCCAUGGACCAGAUUCUGUUCGUGAGUGGGGAGCGUCUGAUCAGCGACCCGGCCGGAGAGCUGGGACGGGUGCAGGACUUCCUGGGACUCAAGAGGAUCAUCACAGACAAACACUUCUACUUCAACCAGACCAAGGGCUUCCCCUGCCUCAAGAAGGCUGAGGGCAGCAGCAAACCCCACUGCCUGGGCAAAACCAAAGGGCGGACCCACCCCAACAUCCACCCAGAGGUGGUGCAGAGGCUACGGGACUUCUACAGGCCUUUCAACAUGAAGUUCUACCAGAUGACGGGACAUAACUUUGGUUGGGAUUGAUAGAUGUGAAUUUGGGAGAACACAUUGUUUAUUUUAUUCUCUGUAAUUCAAUGAAUGGCAAAUAAGACAUGGGAGAUGUUGCUAUAUAUAUAUAUACAAAUAUAUAUACAUGUAUGUAUAUAUAUAUGUAUGUAUAUAUGUAUAUACAUAUAUAUGUACAUGUGUGUGUGUAAAAUGUACAGAAAUCUAUUUUAUAAUAAUUUAUUUUUUAUUUCUAAGCAAUUAAUUCACUAAGCUGCCUAACCAUAUAUGUACAUGCAUAAUAUCUGGCCCACACUUUGAUUUAUAUUUUUUACAUUCACCUUUUAUGUUUUUUUCUUUAAUCCUCACUUAAUGGUCCCUCAUGUCAACAGUAUAUUUUAAGUAAGAAGAGAGGGAUAUUGAUUAAGGCCCCGUUUUAUGGGUAUAGAGUGUUGACUGAACAGUAAUACAUACUCCAUUCAUGUGCAUUCUGAUUUAAACAUUCAUAAUCAAUAGCCAUCAUCAAACCCUUCCUCAAUAGCCAUCAUCAAACCCUUCCUCAAUAGCCAUCAUCAGACCCUUCAUCAAUAGCCAUCAUCAAACCCUUCCUCAAUAGCCAUCAUCAGACCCUUCAUCAAUAGCCAUCAUCAAACCCGUCCUCAAUAGCCAUCAUCAGACCCUUCCUCAAUAGCCAUCAUCAGACCCUUCAUCAAUAGCCAUCAUCAAACCCGUCCUCAAUAGCCAUCAUCAGACCCUUCCUCAAUAGCCAUCAUCAGACCCUUCAUCAAUAGCCAUCAUCAAACCCGUCCUCAAUAGCCAUCAUCAGACCCUUCCUCAAUAGCCAUCAUCAAACCCUUGCUCAAUAGUCAUCAUCAAACCCUUCCUCAAUAGUCACAAUCAAACCCUUCCUCAAUAGCCAUCAUCAGACCCUUCAUCAAUAGCCAUCAUCAGACCCUUGCUCAAUAGUCAUCAUCAAACCCUUCCUCAAUAGUCACAAUCAAACCCUUCCUCAAAAGCCAUCAUCAGACCCUUCAUCAAUAGCCAUCAUCAGACCCUUCCUCAAAAGCCAUCAUCAGACCCUUCCUCAAAAGCCAUCAUCAGACCCUUCCUCAAAAGCCAUCAUUAGACCCUCCCCCCACAUUACUCCUUAUCUACUCUUAUCGGUUUCUGUUCCAUCCAUUCAAACACUGUGUUUCAUUGAAAUUAGGUAAUUUCAGUUAUUACCGGUUACCCCCAUGAACAACCCAUUAUCCUACCAUCCCAAUGGCCUAACCAGCUGAUCUCCUGCCCUGUCAUUGGCCUAACCAGCUAAUCUCAUGUCCCUUUCACUUAAUAACAGGUGGAUCAAUAGGCCUAACUGCUGCUCAUUGUGUCAGCCAUGCUUAAAGUGUGGCCUUCCUCUUCUAGUUCUCCUAUAGCCUGUUCUAAUGAAUGGCCCAUCCACGAAAGGUCUAAAUCCUAUUUCUGACCGCAUCACAUUGAUAUGGCUCCAUGUUGACAUGAUGCUAAUGGAAUAACGUUAAUGAGGCCCAUUGAUUCAGGUCUCCUCUCCGCUAUACUCUUUCUCCCAUUACAAGACACUGUUGGCUCAGAGCCAGGGUUCAAAGGUCAUACACAAUAAAAUUUGUUCUGAGUGACAUUUGAUUUGUUGAAGAGACUGAGAGGGGAGGACACACUGGAUCAGGGGAGGACUGUAGUAUAGUCCUUGAAUGCAUCCCAAAUGGCACACUACCCUAUAUAGUGCACUAAUUUAGACGAGAGCCUUGUGACCCCUGGUCAAAAGUAGUGAAAUAUAAAGGGAAUAUGGUGCCAUUUGGGACACCCAUUGUCUUCAUGGUGCAGUGAGAAUGCUUGGCAUGAGUUGAGGUAGGAUGUCUGAUACAGAUGAUAUGAAAACUUUCUUCAUAUGAGAAACAGUCUAUUUAUGCUGGCCCACACUCUCGCAGGUAGGGGCUACUUCAAAGCCAUCCUAUCCUCUUUGGAUUGUAAGACUGCUGAAUAUGCACCCUAGUCCCUACAGUGUGACCAGGGCCCAUAGGGAAUAGGAGACCAUUUGGCUGGUAAGCCUAAAACGUCUGAAUGUGGAGGGACCAAGAGUGAAUAUGCACAUCCUUUCCCCUACAUACUACACAUCAAAUUCCCUCCAAUCAAAUGCAAAGUUGAAAGUGUCUGUCACUGACUAUUGGACAUUGAGAAGUAUAUAAAAAAGAAGUGACAUUACGGUAAUUUUUUCAAGUUUUAAGAAAAUGUUGCGCCUCUAAACCACCCAGUCUAAUUGAAAUACCCAACCUCCACCUCAAUUCAACAGUGUGGAAGCAGUUCUGAAGGUUGCUGUUUAUCUGAAACCAGUGGAUGGUUUUAGUGGAGAUGAGGGCUUGUCCCAGCAUUUUACUGCUCCCUUAUUCACAUAGUGGCUUUUACCACCAAGGAAUUUACACCUGUUUUACAUUAUCAUGCCUAUAUGGACAACGCCUCAACCUGCCCUUCUCUCCUUAUAGUGCAAUGUUUUUUGAAAGCAUUUAAAAUGGCCUUUGUAUAGAGCAGGAAAUUCUAAAUCUAAGUAAUGUCAAUCUUUCUCCCUGUAACGGUUGGAGUAAAGGAGACUGGGGCAGUUGCCCUCUGUUACAUUUACAGUCCCUCUAAUGCAUUGGAAUUAUGGUGUUAUUCAUGUUACUAAGAGAGUAGAGUUGCAUCCCAAAUGGCACUCUAUUCCUUAUUUAGUGCACUACUUUUGACCAAGGCCUACAGGGCUCUGGUCAAAAGUAGUGCACUUUAUAGGAAAUAGGAUCGGUCCGAAAUGAAACGCUAUCUCAAAAGCUUGCACUCAUGUUCACGACCCAUGCUGCCUCAUCCGUUCUGGUUGAGUUUUAUUCAACCCUUUUACAGAUCUACAAAAUAUAAUGCUAGUGUUGUUUGUCUUUCCCACCCCGUCUGCAUAAAAAAUGGUUACAAUUUAGAGGUUUAGCAGAUUCUGUAUGUUUAAAAAUGAAAAAGAACAUGUACAUCAAGUAUUUUGUGGUAUCUUGUACAUCAAAGGAAUUUUACACAGUGAAAGAGCAAAAUGGAAGAAAUGUUUUAAAUAAUGAAAUGCUAAACAUUCAUACUAUUUCUUUGUAUGAAGAAAUAAAGUAUAUAUUUUACCAAAA